AUGUGGUCUGUUAUUAAAUUAUUUAAACUUUUUGACUGCAAUGAAAACGAUCCGUUGCCCAUCGCAGCCAUUGAGCAACUUCAGUCUUGGGGCCUCAUUGCAAAGCCAAAUACACUGAAAUGUAAGAACAACCACUUUUUAAUAUUAACGGAAAAUCGUGACUAUGCCGAUGGCUUUGUAUGGCGAUGCAGAAAACGUUCGAUGGUUUCCAACAGAAAAGUGAGGUGUGAUGUUAAACAAUCACUCAGAAAAAAUACGUUUUUCGAAAAGUCCCACUUGCCUAUAUGGAAAAUUGUAAUUUUUUCUCAUUUGUGGACGGAGAAUGUUUCCAUUUUAUUUAUAAAAAAACAAAUUGAUAUUGCGACACAAACGGUAGUUGACUGGGCAUCAUUUCAUCGCGAAGUUGUAUAUGAUGGGAUGAUUUUACGCCAUCAAAAAAUCGGUGGUGAAGGGAAGACUGUGGAAAUUGAUGAGUCAAAGUUUGGUCGGCGGAAAUAUCACAGAGGUCAUCGAGUAGAGGGGCAGUGGGUGUUUGGUGGUGUAGAGCGGGAAACAGGUAAAAGUUUCCUAAUACCUGUCGAGCGGAGAGAUAAGGAAACAUUGUUGGUCAUUAUUAAAGAUUGGAUUUUACCCGGAACAUUGAUAAUGAGUGAUUGUUGGAAAAGUUACGAUUGUUUGAAAGAUGAGGGUUACACACACCUCACCGUCAACCACUCAAUUGAAUUUAAGAACCCUGAUACCGGAGCACAUACAAAUAAUGUGGAAGGGAUGUGGCGUCAUGCUAAAGCAUCCAUGAGCCAAUACUGUCGUAAAAAACGAUUCUACGCAGGGUACUUGGCAAAAUAUAUGUUUUUAAAAUCGUGUCGAUUGCAAAAUGUUGACCCUCUAGCAGAAUUUUUUAAGUUGUGUUCCAUAGUAUACGACCCUGUCGAUGGAGUGAGAGCCGAUGUUGUUGAGUCUGCAGAGUCGGAAUCUGGCACCGACUCUGAGAUAGAAUCCGAGGACGAAUCCCAAACAGUUUUUUUUUAG
This is a messenger RNA of Macrosiphum euphorbiae (potato aphid), 1029 nucleotides long. NCBI's taxonomy places the organism in Eukaryota, Metazoa, Arthropoda, Insecta, Hemiptera, Aphididae. The record is from the annotation of a GenBank genome assembly.